AUGGUCUCUACACGAUCUUCCAGCGCUGCAAAACUUGGUAUAGCUCCGCCCAGAGCAGUGAAGAGACGCAAAUUGGAGGUAGAGGAGGAUAACGCGGAGGCCACAGCGGAGCACGAGGCUAUGACAUCCGAAAUGAACAUCAUUGUGCAGACUCAAAGAGUAGCUGAGACGAAGAAGAAGACGGUCGGACCAGCAUUGACGGAGGAAGUACCCUUACAGGAGACCGUGGCCAAAGAAUCGACAAAGAAGAGGACAAGAAAGAAGUCUGCACCGAGCGAAUUUCCAGAAGAUUACCCGAGGCGUGUCAAUUCCCCAUGGAAGGUUGGCGCGCAUGUUUCUGCUGCAGGCGGUGUCGAGAACGCUAUCCUGAAUGCUGCGAGAAUUGGCGCGAAUGCAUUUGCGCUUUUCCUCAAGUCCCAACAUAAAUGGGUUGGGCCACCCUUCUCCGACGACUCGAUAUCAACGUUCAAUUCGCGUCUGAAGACGUUUGGAUAUUCCCCACAUCACAUCCUUCCGCACGGAAGCUAUCUCAUAAACUUAGGGAACCCAGACGCAGAGAAACGGGAGAAGGCGUACCAAUGUUUCCUGGAUGAGCUUCAGCGGUGUGAGCAGUUGGGCUUGCUAUUGUAUAAUUUCCAUCCAGGCUCAACCGUCGGCCUCGCCACUCCAGACGAGUCGAUAGGCUUCAUCGCAGAGAGUAUCAACCGCGCUCAUAUGGCAACUAAGAACGUCGUACCAGUAAUUGAGAACAUGGCUGGUGCAGGCAAUGUCAUCGGAAGCAAGUUCGAAGAGCUCGCGGGUAUCAUCGCAAGAGUAAAAGACAGGUCCCGGGUGGGCGUCUGUCUCGAUACCUGUCAUAUGUUCGCCGCUGGCUAUGACAUAAGGACCAAAGAAGGCUGGGAGUGCGUUUUGUCUGAUUUCGACAGGAUUGUUGGCCUGAAGUACCUCCGCGGAAUGCAUCUCAACGACUCCAAAGCCACGCUCGCAUCCAAGAAAGAUCGCCAUGAGAACAUCGGACUUGGCGAACUUCGUCUCACCUCCUUCGCACAUAUUCUUACUGAUUCGCGCAUGCAAAACAUACCACUCGUGCUCGAGACACCAAUGCGCGACGAUCAUGAAGUGUGGCGCACAGAGGUCGCAGCCCUCAAUCGUCUGUCCAAUACUACUAAUUCAAGAGCAAGUACAACGACCGGCCCAUCUGCUAUUGACGAAAGUAUUACAGUGGGUGAGGCAGAGGUGAGAUCGAUGGUCGCAAAGCACGGUGGAGGGAAGGAGAAGGGUACGAGCAAGGGGAAGGACAAAGCGAGACGUGGCAAGCCGAAGGAGGUCGCGGAGAAUGACGCGGAAGAAGGCGAGAGGCCCGUAGAUACCUUAGAGGAAGUAGAGUUGGCCGUCGAGGUGAAAUCGAAGGGUACAAAGAAGGAGAGAGCGUCGAAGAAGAAGCGUGGGUAA
Stereum hirsutum FP-91666 SS1 is the source of this 1452-nucleotide messenger RNA. Its product is annotated as AP endonuclease. Gene Ontology annotation, cellular component: mitochondrion; nucleus. NCBI's taxonomy places the organism in Eukaryota, Fungi, Basidiomycota, Agaricomycetes, Russulales, Stereaceae. Gene Ontology annotation, molecular function: DNA binding; DNA-(apurinic or apyrimidinic site) endonuclease activity; phosphoric diester hydrolase activity. The record is from RefSeq and is a predicted model, not a curated record. Bases 1 to 1452 code for a protein of 483 amino acids. The transcript has 11 exons. Gene Ontology annotation, biological process: base-excision repair.